CACUUCGUCUUCCAUACAAGCCACGCUCUCCCUGCGCAGGCGCAGCCCAUGGACUACGAGAAGAUCCGCAAGGCGCAGAUUGGAAUGCUUUCUCCAACUAAACUGAGGAUGAAACUGAUGGGUUCUAGAAAUAGUUCAAGUAAAGGAGGGAUACACUCACUGAAGAACGAGGAUUUGGGAUAUGCAAGGAACCGCUUACUCUCCACUACAGAGAGCUCUAAGGAUUCGAAUGAUCUUGGAAUCGUUCAUCAAUCGCAGACAAAUGCAAGUGCUGAAAGUGUUCAUCAUCGAGUUCUCUGCAGCAUUAACCUGAGCACAAUGAAUCCAACAAGAGAUUCUGAUGAAGGCGGCAGCUUACGCAACACCACCGGCUUCGACGUGGCCUCUGGCUUCGAGUUUCAUCACACUGAUAGAACAAGGCAACAGUCUCUUGGUCUCUUUGAUAGGCAUGCUCCGUCGAAAUGGAAUGAUGCAGAGAAAUGGAUAAUAAAUCGGCAAAGAACAGACUCAAAUGUCAAAGAGAAACUUGCUUCAAUGAGCCAGUACCCUACAAAGCAAACAAGUCCUGCACAACAGAUGAUCGAUACAAGUUCUAUGACAGUGGAACACAGACCUUCAGUCAAGCAGCCUUUGGAAAGUGGAAGGAAUGUCAAAUUCACCCAAGAUGUUGACACUGUGCUUUCCGGUUGGAAAUCUGCAAGUGAUCUAAUGAGAAGGGUUACUGGUGAGCCAAUAGCUGUUUCAACUCUUCAGACGGUGUCGAUGAGGAACAUGGGUACAGAAAUGACUCCAGUCCCUACUCCUCUCCAAUCAGUAACUCCAAAUGGGAGUUCCAUUUGUUCUUUGUCGUCAUCCCCAAGACGACCAGGAGCAGCAGAACCAUUGUCUACUGAUAUGAACACAAAGAGCACUGAAGGAGAUUCAGAAAAUAGAGGUGGCAAAGAUAAAUUGACUGAAGCACAAACGCGUUUGAAUAUCAGAAGAGAAAUAGAAGCUCUUGGCAUCAAACUAGGCAAGAUGAGCAUAGCUUCCUGGGCUAGCAAAGAGGUAGAACAAUUUUGUUCCUCACCAAAAACCUUUGACAUCGGCAAGGCAAAAGGGGAAUAUGAAGACUCUGCUACAGCAUGGGAGGAAGCUGAGAACACUAAAUACUUAGCCAGAUGUAAAAGUGAACAUGUCAAGAUCCAAGCAUGGGAGACUCACCAGAAGGCAAAAAUAGAAGCUAAAAUGAAGAAUGCUGAGGCUAAAGCAGAACGAGUAAUGGCUUGUGCCAAAAAGAAGAUGACGGAAAAGCUCGUUACGACACAACAGCAAGUGGAACAAAAGAAAGCAGCAGUGAAAGCCCAGAUGAACAAGCAAGCUGAGGAGAUUUCCCGUAGAGCAAAGCAUAUACGGCAAACAGGUCAAAUGCCUUCAACCCAUUACUUGAGCUGUUGUGGAUAUCUCUAGAUUCAUUCAUGGUGAAUGUGGAGAACUAGCUUCAGUCUAGGGUUGUGGGAAUUUUCAUCUCCUUAGCACUGCCCUUCUUUCGAUAUGCUAGUCUAGUCAUCAUUGUCAUCUUUCCCUAUACUAAUAGUGCAUCUUCAGUAUGAUACUUGCCAUUGGCUUGUUCUUUGAUAUAGAAUAUAAAUAUGGGAAUAGUUUCAAAUAUCAUAAGUUUCAUCCUCCUGGAAUCAAACCUUCUCCUGAUCUCAUGAAUGAUCAUGUGUAACAAUUUGUAUUUUGUUCAUUCUUCAUCAGUGGGUAUUCUGGA
Molecule: messenger RNA, 1753 nt
Organism: Zingiber officinale
Lineage: Eukaryota; Viridiplantae; Streptophyta; Magnoliopsida; Zingiberales; Zingiberaceae
Exons: 5
Coding region: 49-1449 (466 amino acids)
Source: RefSeq, a predicted model, not a curated record